AUGAAUGCAACGUACAGAGCACCUAUGGAUCUUAAGAACGAGAGUCGCCUUAUUUUCGCAGAAAGGCGUAACGGACAAACAACAAUAGAAAAGUUAACUGAUCCUGACCAAAUGAAAGCCAUCCAGGGCAGUAUGUUUGUCAGCGAGGGGAGGGCGGCUUUAGGUGGUGUUCUAAAAAUGAAAUACGGAAAUGUGGCGUGUAAUCUUAUGUGGGAUGAUUAUCAGGAGCCUGUGUUACCAUUUUACGAAUUUAUUAAAAGACAGCCAUGCACCGAGAUACAUCUAGAGUCAGAUAUGGUAGCCGUUGGCACAAUAAUUAACAAUGAGCCAAAGCUAUGGACUCAGGAACAGCGUUAUGAUGUUAAUUUGUACACUACAUAUGCGUUCCAUUGUUUCUCUGAUGAUGGAGUAGGAGGACAAUUUGUUAGUGAUACUACACCGGAUACGACGGAAUAUGAAGGUUACUUCAAUGUAGCGGAGAAUAUUCUAUACCCUUAUAAAUUAUAA
Molecule: messenger RNA, 507 nt
Organism: Trachymyrmex septentrionalis
Lineage: Eukaryota; Metazoa; Arthropoda; Insecta; Hymenoptera; Formicidae
Product: ester hydrolase C11orf54 homolog
Exons: 3
Coding region: 1-507 (168 amino acids)
Cellular component (GO): nucleus
Molecular function (GO): zinc ion binding; hydrolase activity, acting on ester bonds
Source: RefSeq, a predicted model, not a curated record